This is a messenger RNA of Vairimorpha ceranae, 309 nucleotides long. RefSeq lists its product as hypothetical. The coding region runs from base 1 to 309 and encodes 102 amino acids. Lineage: Eukaryota; Fungi; Microsporidia; Nosematidae. The transcript has a single exon. The record is from RefSeq and is a predicted model, not a curated record.
AUGUUUAGGUUCUUUUUUUAUUUUUAUUCUGUAAUUUGUACAAAAGAAGAAAAAAACAUUUCGUCUCGCAAUAAUUACAUCAAAGCUAAUACAGGAAAACCUAUUAUUAUCGAUGCACCAGAAGAAGAUAUAAUAGGUAGGAGGUCAUGUUUUAAUAGAAUUUGUUUAUCAACACCCAAAUUGGAAAUAGUUUUUAGUUGUAUUUUGGUAUUUUUUUUUCUUGUCAUGUUAAGAUUAUAUUUUAGUAUUUUUUAUAAAACUAAAGUAGAUAAUGAUUUAGCAGCUAAUCAGGAUUUUACAAUACAAUAA